GUAGAAUUUUGAAUCCGGAAAUGUCACACCGCAACAACGAGGGGUUCAGCCAGUUAUUACACGUUUACACGCGAGAGUAAACACGAGUUUAGCGGUUGGGCGAAUUAAACACGCUUUUAACUUGUGCUCAAUAAACACGCUGCUAUGCCAGGCUUAGAUUACAAGUUUCUCGAGCGACCGAGACGCCGCUUUCUGUGUCCUUUGUGCAGCAAGCCGAUGAGGGAGCCAGUGCAGGUGUCCACCUGCGGACACAGGUUUUGCGAUACCUGCCUACAGGAGUUUCUCAGUGCCGGCAUCUUCAAGUGCCCAGAAGAUCAGAUGCCACUCGACUACGCUAAAAUUUUUCCGGAUGUCGAGUUGGAGCAGCAGAUUCUGGCUCUGCCCAUCCGCUGCAUUCACAGUGAGGAGGGUUGCCGCUGGUCAGCACAGAAUAAACAACUACAGGCCCAUCUCUCAGUUUGCCCCUAUAACGUGGUGCCGUGUCCUAACCGCUGCAUGGUGAAACUGUUGAGACGUGAUCUUCCUCAGCACCUGCAGCAUGACUGCGCCAAGAGAAAGCUGCGCUGUGAUCACUGCGCUGAGGAGUUCACUGGGGAAGCACAUGAGAGGCACCAGGACAUGUGUCCAGAGGAGAGUGUGUACUGUGAGAAUAAGUGUGGGGCUCGUAUGGUGCGCCGAUUACUGACCCAGCACAGCGUGUCUGAAUGCCCCAAACGCAAACUGUCCUGCAAAUACUGCAGUAAAGAGUUCCUCUACGACACCAUCCAGCAUCAUCAGAACCAAUGUCCACGCUUCCCAGUGCAGUGCCCGAACAGCUGCGGCACACACGGCAUCGCUCGAGAGGAUUUAAUGAUUCACGUUAAGGAGAACUGUGGGUCAGCCAUGGUGCUCUGUCCGUUUAAAGAUGCCGGCUGCAAAUACAGAUGUUCCAAGCCUGCCGUGUCCCAUCACCUGGACGAAGCCGCCCAAGCUCACCUGUCUUUACUCUGCAGCCUUGUUUCUCGGCAGAGACUCGAGCUGCGGGAGCUGAGGCGUCGCGUCGAGGAACUUUCCGGAACCCAAGACGGCACUUUGCUUUGGAAAAUCCCCAACUAUAGCCGUCACCUCCAGGAAACCAGAAAUUGCUCCACUGGCACUUCAGAGCUCUUCAGCCCCGCUUUCUACUCUCAUCGCUACGGAUACCGUCUCCAAGUGUCCGUCUUUCCUAACGGGAACGGCAGCGGCGAAGGAACGCACCUCUCCGUCUAUAUCAGAGUGCUCCCGGGCGAGUACGACGGCCUGCUGGAGUGGCCGUUCCCUCACCGUGUCACCUUCUCACUGCUGGACCAAAGUGACCCAGCGCUCUCCAAACCUCAACACAUUACCGAGAGCUUUAGCCCAGAUCCCAACUGGAAGAACUUCCAGAGACCUCGGCCUGGAGCGAUCGGGAGCAUACGUGCCGGCUGUCUGGAUGAGAGCAUGCUGGGAUUCGGCUACCCCAAAUUCAUCUCGCAGGAGCAGAUGAAGCAAAGAAACUACAUCAGAGACAACGCAAUCUUCAUCAAAGCUUCUAUAGACGUGGUGCAGAAAAUAAUCAACUGAGCUGAACAUGAGUCGAAACCAACGAGUAAAAAAAAUCGUCCUUUUUUAUUAUUAAGGCAUGACUAUAUAUGGUCGCCGUUUGUUCACUCUCCAUAUUUUACUCUUUAAAUAAAAAGAGAAAUAAUUAAUAUGUGGACAUCGACAAGAAUAGACUUGAGUUAGCAGGACAGGGAAACGGUUCCGUCUCAGUACGGACGUUCUUAUCCGAUUUACAUAAGAGGGUUUAGGGAUAAUAGGAUGGGUGUAGACAAACAGUAGGCUAAUUCAUUUUUUACAGUUUAAUCAUCCUGUUAGAUUUGAAAUUGUCUCUGCAUUAAUAUACGGGGAAGAAAAAUGUGAUGUGUCGUAAUAAUCCUAAGUGAAAAUCCUAAUCAAGGGAAAGUAUUCGAAGUAAGAGUAAACAAAUCAUCAGCUGUACAAGAAACUGUUUUUAACGUGUAUAUGACUGACGACGUUCUGCAGCUGAGGAUUUUUGAAAACCACACUGACUGACCAAGUGAGCUGUUUGAAAAAGUGAACACCACCACCUCAAGAGGAUAGAAAAAAGUUUAUUAAACAUUAGCAGUGUUUAGCUAAGCCAUCUCAAUCAUGUUAAUCCAUGCAUGUUUUCUUUCUAGCUACAUUGUUAGCUAUCUAGCAAAAAGCUUCAUAUGCUACCCUAUAGGCCAUAGCAGCAGGUAGGUUAAACUUGUGACGUUUCUAAGUUUAUUACAGAACUCUAAUUCUGUAACAGAUCGCUUUAUAGAUGUUGUUAUUGAGUCACUCAGCUAGCUAAUGGCUUUCCACAGGUCAGAAGCUGUGAAAUGCUGAUAUCUCCGGGGGCUGAAUAAACCUCAAAUGAACAUACUGUGAUUUAUUUUACUUUUAUAUACACGAAGUAUCAUUUGUAAUAGUUCCUUAUGUUUAUGAAUGAAGAUUCUCCACAAGAGAGCGCUAUUAACACUCAGUUUACGCAGGUUGAGUAUCAUUGGAAGAAAGAAAAGCAAGUAGAACCACCCAAAUUUUUAACUCAGAUUUACACACUACAGCUACAUUCAUAAGGAUAUUGUACUGUGUUGUUCUGUAGCUCUAAAGAUCAAAUUAGCCGUUCGCUCGUUAGAUUGCAGCGUGUCCCACUUUUCCUGUUACAGUAGUAUAAAAAUCAGGAUCUUUGGAACUCUUACUGGUGUAACAGCGGCAGUGGUGAAGUGUUAAAAAUGGUUUUAUAUUGUUUCAAAUGCAGUUUGUGUCACGAUUUUACAGCAAGAGGAGUGUAUUCCACAUGUGCUAAGAAAACACAAUUGUCUCUUGGACAUAAUAAAAACUCAGUCAUAUCUCUUGAG
Messenger RNA from Hemibagrus wyckioides, 2903 nucleotides. RefSeq names its product tnf receptor-associated factor 4b (gene traf4b). The transcript is spliced from 7 exons. Gene Ontology annotation, molecular function: zinc ion binding; protein binding. Gene Ontology annotation, cellular component: plasma membrane signaling receptor complex. Bases 145 to 1581 code for a protein of 478 amino acids. Lineage: Eukaryota; Metazoa; Chordata; Actinopteri; Siluriformes; Bagridae. Gene Ontology annotation, biological process: regulation of apoptotic process; regulation of canonical NF-kappaB signal transduction; protein K63-linked ubiquitination. The record is from RefSeq and is a predicted model, not a curated record.